CAUAAAGAAGUUAAUACGUAUCAAGAUUUUUUAGAAUUAUACAAUACAACUAACAAAUAUAAGCCUUCAACAAAUCUUAAACAUAAUAGUAAAAUUAAAGAAUUUCACGAUCACGAUCAUGGAUAUGAUAAAAUAGAAGUAUAUAAAGAAGAAAUAACAGAAAAAGGACAUGAUGCACCAGUAACUAAAGCUAAAAUGCCACUUCGAUAUUCUUAUUUUGAUGAAGAGAGGACGAUUUUUUAUUUAGUAGAUUAUUUUUCCUGUCAUUAUGUGAUAUCUAAACAAAUAGAUAAACACAAAAUGAAUGAAUUUAUUAAUUAUAAUACUCAAUGGGUGAAACUUGAAAAUUUAUCAAACUCUAAUAAUUAG
Messenger RNA from Dentiscutata heterogama, 369 nucleotides. The record is from the annotation of a GenBank genome assembly. Lineage: Eukaryota; Fungi; Glomeromycota; Glomeromycetes; Diversisporales; Gigasporaceae.